Molecule: messenger RNA, 2314 nt
Organism: Caenorhabditis auriculariae
Lineage: Eukaryota; Metazoa; Nematoda; Chromadorea; Rhabditida; Rhabditidae
Source: the annotation of a GenBank genome assembly
AUGAUGGUGGCUGCACAGAGAAAUCUGACCUGUUUCCGAUGUAACCCUCUUCCCACAUCUUCGAGGGCUUUGUUCAGUACAUCCAGCGCUCUUUAUGAAGUUUGAUGCACUGAGAAUAUCAUAAAAAGAAGAACUUUCAAGGAUGAGAAGAAGAAAAAGAUCUGGCCGUUUCACCUGACAAUGUCCGAGGAUCAGAAAAAACGCAAAGAGGAGAAGAUUGAAGAAAUGAAACAGGUUCUUUUCGUUCAAAAUUUCGAAUAAAAACACAAAGUAUCAAGAUACACAUUUUCGGGUUUCGUAUAAAAUAAAAUAAAAACUUCGUUAGUUUUGGGGCUAACUUUACUUCGAAGACGUUCCUUUUCUUUUUAUAUGCUUGUUCUCUAGUAAGCGGUGAAUCAACCAGUCCGUUAAUUGCUUUGAAACGAUAAUAAAUUGAAGGCUCCACGUUUAGAAAAAUGGCGAAAAAGGGCUCUUCAUUUCCUCCAUGUCUUUCUCAACUUCGUGAUUAUGAAACUAGACUAGAAUUUGAUGAAAUCAAACCGGAAUUUUGAAGGAAGAACCACCGAAGACGCUAUUUGCCAAAGUGAAGUACUACUUCAAAAGGUACUGGUACAUCGCAGUCCCCGCCCACGCCGUCUCUUGCUCCGCCUGGUUCGCCGCCAUGUACGCCAUCGUUCACAGGUUUUUUUUAUUUAUUCAUCUUUUUUCUUGAUCGAAAAUGCUUCAAAAAUACUAUUUUUUUAAAAAAAUAUAGAAAGCUCAAAUAAUAGUUUUUUUAUGUUUGUAGGAGUAUCGAAGUAAGUUUUUGAUAAAUAAAAUAUGUUUUCGUCGUUUAAAUUGAGUACAUUUCUUAUGCCGUGUUCAAAGUAUUUUCCGCGAAAUGCGAAAUGGUCUCUGACCCUCCAAAAUUCAGUUAUCUUUCUCUUUCUCUGACGGCUAUUUUGAAUUUCGCGGAAUCACUUUGAACACGGCAUUACAAGGAGAGUCAAAAUGUCUCAAAAGGUAAGUUUGAGAAGUUCAUACGCAUGAAAAACGUUCGAAUAACUCAAAAUGAUAAAUUUCAUCGAAUCGAACAUUUUUCUAGUGGCGUCGAUGUGAUAUGGCUUCUGGAAACUCUUCACAUUCCCGAUUUGGUCGUGGAAAAAGUUCGAAAUACUCCUCCGGCGGCCGGAGAACUUGUCGUUGCUUUCAUUCUUUACAAGGUUAUAAACAACCUUUAGCUUGUGAAAUUUUGAUAAUUCAGUCAGAACAUUCUCCGCCUUUGUUUUUGAAUUUUUAUAAUUUUUCCUUGUUUUCUUCAGAUCUCGAUGUUUUCCUAUGCAAUUAUGGUAUUGUUUUCGAGAUUCAACCUUUUCAGUUUUUCUUGAGAGACCUAAUCCAAUGUUAUAGCUCGUUUUUUAAAUUCUACGACAUUGUUCACUUUUUAUCUUUGUUUUGGCAAGUAAUUAUUCAGGUUGUAAUGCCGAUAAGGUACGCGACAACGCUGGUUCUGAUCCAGUUGUCGUUCUGGACACUAAGAAGGAUGGGAAAACUCCGGACAGCGAGAGAAGUCGAGUACAAGGUCUGUAAUACUUUUUCCUAAAGUAGGCCAGAACACUUUUUGUUUUACAUUAAGCUUCUGUAAGUCUCAACUUUAUAUUUUUUUUUGAUUUUUUUGAACCCUCAAAAUAUUAUAAAAAUAGGCUAUUUUGGGCUUUGAACCCUUAUUUCUCGAAAACUAGAAAGUGAUGCAGGUUAAGACUUUUAAUAUCUUUUUCUGGUACAUCAAGGAUUUUUCUGACGAAUUCCUAGAAAAUUCCUAUCUGCAAUCAAAAAUAACCCUCCUUGUAAGCUGGGGAAAAUAAAUUUCAUUUUCAAAAUUCAAAAAAAUACGUUGAUUUUUUUGCUUUUUUUAGUUGCUAUGUACGGCAAAAAAACUUUUUAUCACGACGUUUAGCAGAUUAUUCGAUUCAGAAAGUUUCGACAGAAGGAUUGCACACAAAUGUAAAAAUCGUACUUGUAAGUGGGGAAUUUCCACAUUGUUGUUUUUUUCGAAAUCUAUGAUUAAUUUGUUUUUCAACAAGUUAGCCUCUAUUUGCAGGUGCGAACCGAGUAUGAGAAGAAUAAGAAGUACUACGGUCGGAGGAUGUACAGGUUGGUUUUUUCAUAAAAUUUUAUAGAAAGGCGUUUCUUGGAAAAAAUGCUUUUUCAUGCUGAAAUUGAUGAAAAACUUCUUAGGUACCGUAAUUUGGGCGUGAGAAGCGUGGCCAAGAAAAGUUCCCUUCACCAGCAGCCGACGAAUUUUUCCAACGAUCCUAACAAGAAAAAUCCGUAA